Messenger RNA from Nannizzia gypsea CBS 118893, 1302 nucleotides. Its product is annotated as epoxide hydrolase 1. Lineage: Eukaryota; Fungi; Ascomycota; Eurotiomycetes; Onygenales; Arthrodermataceae. Gene Ontology annotation, molecular function: epoxide hydrolase activity. The record is from RefSeq and is a predicted model, not a curated record. The coding region runs from base 1 to 1302 and encodes 433 amino acids. Gene Ontology annotation, biological process: epoxide metabolic process. The transcript has 3 exons.
AUGAGCACUGUCAAGCCGUUCAAGAUAUCUGUUCCAAAUUCGCAGCUAGAAAUAUUGCGGAAGAAGCUAGAUGUCACCACCUUUCCAGAUGAACUAGACGAGUCCAAAUGGGACCUAGGUGCACCCUUGGGGGAUAUAAAACGCCUAACAGAGUAUUGGAAAGAGAAAUUCGACUGGCGGGAAGCAGAGAGGCGGCUUAAUGAGCAGAUGCCUCACUUUACGACCGAUGUGGAGGUAGCAGGAUUCGACAAGCUGAAUAUACAUUUUGUUCAUCAGAGAAGCGAGGUAGCCGGUGCAAUCCCUUUACUCUUUCUCCAUGGCUGGCCUGGGAGCUUCCUCGAAGUCUCAAAGUUGUUGCCUCUGCUGACGGCUGGAAAUGAGAGCCGGCCUGCCUUCCAUGUAGUGGCACCGUCUCUCCCAAACUUUGGUUUCUCAGAAGGAGUUAAGAAGAGAGGUUUCGGUCUUGCGCAGUAUGCGGAAGCUCUGAAUGCAGUGAUGAUGACAUUGGGUUAUGAUAAAUACGGUAUGAAAAAGGCCAUCUAUGCCAUUGAAACUCCAAGGCUACAAACUUAUACAGUUCUCUAUCAUAUAGUGAUACAAGGAGGGGACUGGGGUGGUAUAAUCUCCCGCGUCAUGGCGAAGCGUUACCCUUCACAUGUGAAGGCAGUGCAUACCAACUUUCUUAUCCUCCCACUCCCCUAUCCGUGGAAGAGCCCUGUAUUGUUCCUUAAAUCACUGCUUACAAUACCCUUUUCGCGCAAAGACCAGGCGAAACUCGCCGUAUCUAAGAACUACGUGACCCAUGGUAACGGGUACAUGGCUCAGCAGGGCUCUUGUCCUCAAACGCUCGGGUACAGCCUCCAUGACAGUCCCGUUGGCCUGUUAGCUUGGAUAUACGAGAAGUUACAUUCCUGGACAGACUCCUAUGCCUGGACUGAAGAUGAAGUCCUGACGUGGGUUUCAAUAUACCUCUUCUCUCGCGCGGGGCCUGCUGCUUCAACUCGAAUCUACUAUGAAUUCAACCACCCUCCUCCCAGACCCGGAAAUCUUUCUAGUGAAGAGGUGGCCAGCUGCUAUUCUCCUGAUGUGAAAUUUGCUGUUGCAUAUUUCCCUCGCGAGAUACUUGCAUUCCCUAUGCUAUGGUGUCGGUCUAUUGGCGACCUAGUGAGGGAGUCUGAAUUUGAUAAAGGCGGCCAUUUUGCUGCCUGGGAGGUUCCAGACAUUCUGGCAGCAGAUAUCCAGGGAUUCUUUGGGAAGGAAGGCCAGGCCUACAGCAUAGUUGCUGGAGCAGAUGGAUACUAA